This is a messenger RNA of Dioscorea cayenensis subsp. rotundata (Guinea yam), 868 nucleotides long. Its product is annotated as protein Dr1 homolog. Bases 177 to 647 code for a protein of 156 amino acids. The record is from RefSeq and is a predicted model, not a curated record. Lineage: Eukaryota; Viridiplantae; Streptophyta; Magnoliopsida; Dioscoreales; Dioscoreaceae. Gene Ontology annotation, molecular function: protein heterodimerization activity. The transcript is spliced from 5 exons.
UCGAAUCCGCUGAUCGAUUUCGAUUUCUUCGACCCUGCUCUCUGAUCUCAGCAUCUAGAUCGAUACCAUCUUUGGUUUUCUUUUCAAAUCUAAGAUUUUUUAUUGUUCGCCAUCGUUGAUUUGAUCGAAGCUUCUUUUUGGCUGUAAGUCCUGCCGAUUUUGAUCGAAUCCUUGAUAUGGAGCCGAUGGAUAUUGUUGGGAAGUCGAAAGAAGAUGUUUCUCUUCCGAAAGCAACUAUGUUUAAGAUCAUCAAGGAGAUGUUGCCACCUGAUGUUCGUGUUGCAAGAGAUGCUCAGGAUCUUAUUGUUGAGUGUUGUGUGGAAUUCAUCAAUCUCGUUUCUUCAGAGUCUAAUGAAGUUUGCAGCCGAGAGGAUAAAAGGACAAUUGCACCAGAACAUGUGCUCAAGGCCUUAGAGGUUCUUGGUUUUGGGGAGUAUAUAGAGGAGGUUUAUGCUGCAUAUGAGCAACACCGGCAGGAGACACUGCAGGAUUCCCCAAAAGGUGGCAAGUUCAGCGGAAAUGAGAUGACCGAGGAAGAGGCCCUGGCUGAACAGCAGAGGAUGUUUGCUGAGGCCCGUGCAAGAAUGAACAAUGGAUUGAACUUGCAGCAGAAGCAACUGGACUCAGAGCACGCAUCAGACAGCUAAUAGUAUCUUCAUUUUAAAUAGCUUAUUAUGCUUGUGUAGUAGUAUCCAUCGGGCCGGUCAUAACCCCGCAAAUCCGAGUAUAGAUGCAUCUGUCUCCCCUUUCAGAAAAUCUGCUGUUCUCUGUAAUCUUUAGGCUUGAAGUUUGUAAAUGUUAUCGAUUGACAUUGACUGUGUUAGUGAAAACCAAAAUAUAGAUUUCCUUCUAUUGGAAGUGCUUCAUC